This is a messenger RNA of Photinus pyralis (common eastern firefly), 3562 nucleotides long. RefSeq names its product sarcalumenin. The coding region runs from base 292 to 2859 and encodes 855 amino acids. The transcript has 9 exons. The record is from RefSeq and is a predicted model, not a curated record. NCBI's taxonomy places the organism in Eukaryota, Metazoa, Arthropoda, Insecta, Coleoptera, Lampyridae.
GCCCACCUGUCGCAUUUUCGUUUUAAACCCAAUUUGAGGUCUACACGACUUUUGCGACAUACCCUUGAAGUGUUUCCUAAUAGCUACCUUGAAUUGAAGUAUUUGGUAGUAGCAAACAUCAUUUGCUUAGUUAUGAAAGUUCCAACAUAUUUUUAAUGAACGUCGAGAAAAAGUGAGAGGUGUGGAGCAUAUUACUGUUUCGCGUCGCGGCGCCGUUUGAUGCGUUGGGAUAAUUUGGGUGCUCAGUGCAAAACUUUCAUGUGACGGUAACGGGUGUCGAGAAGAUAAGCCAUGGAGGUCUGCUGGAGGUCUUCGUGGCAAAUUUGGAUUUUGUUUGGUGUAUUGAUACUCUCCGCACGUUUGCAGGGCGUGCGAGGUGAAUUGGAAGCAGAGGGCCCCUCAGAAUCAGAAUGUCGUCCACAUAUCGAAAAAGCAUUGAAGCAACUGGAAGCUGCCGACAACGUAGACAUUACGGAUAGUACGGAAGAGAUUCCAACGAUAGAAAUAUCUGAUGAUUCGACUCUAAAUGAUGGCGACGACGAGGACUAUCAAUCGAUUACGACUAACAGUGACAUCCUCUCAAGUCCGUAUGAGGAAACCCCCCAAAACAAUUUAAACGACAAUGAUGAAGAUGACGAUGAUGACGACGAGGAUAACGAUAAUGACUCAAAGAACAAUGACAGCAGUACAGAAUCGGAAGAGCCGGUUGUUAGUAAAGAAAAUGGGUACGCCGAAUACGAGCACACGUCCGAACAAAUGCCGGAAGAAAGUACCGAGGCUGAUGAUGGUUUAGACUCGUUCCCUCUCGAAAGUGAUGUUGACUCGAUAUAUGAAACACGAAAUGAAUAUGAACAGCCGACAGAAAUAGAAACUGACGAGCCCGCAGAAGAAGAGGAAGAACAACACGCAGAAGAAGAGGAAGAACAACAGGCAGAGGAAGAAGAAGAACAACAGGCAGAGGAAGAGGAAGAACAACAAGCAGAGGAAGAGGAGGAACAAGCAGAAGUAGAAGACGAAAAAGGAUUAGUAGAAGAACCAGAAGAAGAAGAUGAAGCUCUUCCUAGUAGCAAGGAGCAAGAUCAAUUGAACGAUGAUGACGAAAAGGACUUAUCGAAAGAAGGAGCUGGAGAAGUGAUAGACGAAAAUGUUGAGGAAGAUAACGAAGAGAUUUCGAAUGACGACAAAGAGGACGACAAUGAUAACUUAGACGACUUAUCCAUCUAUGUGGAAGAGCGGAUUAUUGAAGAAAUAUCAAACGAUGAUCCUCAAUCGAGAGAAAGUGAAGAUAGCGCAGAAAAGCAAGUUGAAACUGAAACCAUAGAUGAAGUCGAAUCUGAAAUUGAAAAAAGUAGUGAACCGACUGAAACUGAAUCGGCAGAAGUUAUUGCCGAAAGUAUACAAAGGACGAUCGAUGUUGCCGAAGAACCGAAAGACGACGAAACUGUAGAAGAGAACGAGGCCGUUGAAGAAUCCGUGGAAAUGGGCGAUCAGGAAUCUGUUGUUGAAGAACUUAUAGAAGAUGAUGAAGAAGAAGUAGAACUUAGACCACGAGACCAUGUAGCUCAACUGCUUAAAUUAGGUACAGAAUCGGAAGACUUUGAUAAAGUUUCUGAAAAAAAUUCCGAAAUAUUGCUGAGGGACCUUAAAAAGUUAUACGAAAAUGCAAUCAGACCUUUAGAAACACUUUACAAGUAUAGAGAUCUCAGUAAUAGGCAUUUCGGAGAUUCAGAAAUAUUUUCUAAACCACUCAUACUGUUUAUGGGACCCUGGAGUGGAGGAAAAUCGACCAUUAUUAAUUAUUUAUUGGAUAUUGAAAACAAAGAAAUAAAUUUACACACAGGCGCCGAACCUUCUCCCGCAUAUUUCAAUAUUUUAAUGUACGGUGAAGAACCCGAAAUCCUAGACGGUACAGAAUUAGCAGCAGAUUAUACGUUUUCGGGUUUACAAAAAUUUGGACAGGGUCUCGAAGAACGUUUGAAAGGUUACAAGAUUCCCAGUAAACUAUUAGAAAAGGUAAACAUAGUCGAAAUACCUGGCAUACUUGAAGUUCGUAAACAAGUUUCUAGGAUAUUUCCUUUCAACGACGCGUGUCAAUGGUUUAUUGACAGAGCGGAUAUAAUAUUUCUGGUAUACGAUCCGUCAAAAUUAGACGUCGGACCGGAAACUGAAGCUAUUUUGGACCAACUCAAAGGUCGCGAGCAUCAGACACGUAUACUAUUAAACAAAGCCGAUCAAGUGAAACCAGAAGAACUAAUGCGAGUUCAAGGCGCAUUAAUAUGGAACAUUUCGCCAUUGAUGUCUUCGGCUCAACCACCUGUAAUGUACACGACAUCUCUUUGGUCACGACCAUAUGAACAGUGGGCCCCCGUUCGACUUCUUCAAGCACAGGAACGUGCUUUCUUGAGAGACUUACGCACGGCAAUCGAUAAGAGGAUUGACAACAAAAUAGCAAGCGCGCGAAGGUUUGCGGUACGCGUUCGGAAUCAUGCAAAAAUGGUGGAUUGCUAUUUAACAACUUAUUACAAUCAUAAAUCGGUAUUUGGAAAUCGAAAACAGGUAUCCGACGAAAUCAUUAAUCAUCCUCAAGACUACCAUAUAUACGAAGGUCUUUCGACACUUACCAACAUCUCACGUUACGAUUUACCAGAUCCCGACGUUUACAAAGAUUUCUUCCGAUUGAAUGCCUUAUACGAUUUCCAGCAAUUAUCAUCAACCUGUACGUACUUCCGGGGAUGUCCCAUUAACCGGUUGGAUGUAGCGAUAGCUUAUGAUCUUCCGGAGCUGGUCGGAAAACAUAAGCGCCUUACAGAAACUGCCUUCAGUGAGACGGUGGCGGCCACAAAAACACCAAUAAGCUGAACACAGGAGAACUUUUAAGGACCAAAUCAAAUUCAUCAUAAUCAACGGCACAAGCACGUUAUUCUUUUUUAUGUUUAUUUUUCUAACGCCCGUUUUCAUAAUUCAAUUAAUGAAGUAACUUUAAGUACAGAGUCGCUUUGACAUUUAAGGUAGUACCGUUAAAAUAACGGAACAAGUGUGAAUAUUAGGUAGGUAAUAAUCAUCAAGAUUAAUUACGAAAACUGGCGUAAGUCCUACUGCGUGAUGUUAAUCAACGUUGAAGUGUACAGACAAUCAACUCCGCUUCUAGUUUUCAAUCAUUUGUGUUAAUCGCAUUUAAGAGUUCUUGCAAUCGGACUGUUUAGUUAAAGAGGUAUACCCGUAUGCAUGUGUUCCAUGAGAAUUUAAGUAAGGUUUUUUGACACCAGGUGUAUAAUUCCUUAAUAGUUGUACGAAAUAUAAAUAUGGCAAUAUUUCUAUAAGUAUAUAUGUAAAAAAGCGAAUGUUUAUUAGUUUAUUAUUUCGUCUAAGCGUAUUUAGAUUUAUAAUCGAGGUGUUUGCAAAUUCUGAAGACAUAGUUUAAGUUAUUGUAAUUGUAACGCGCCGUAGAGGUAGUACCUACAUGCCGAUUUGUAUCACUUAUAUAUUAUGUAACUGAUGCACGUAUCAUCCUAAACCAUUAUUCGAUAUGCCUAAUUUACAUUAAUAAAAAAAUUAUGUUCUU